Molecule: messenger RNA, 1437 nt
Organism: Glarea lozoyensis ATCC 20868
Lineage: Eukaryota; Fungi; Ascomycota; Leotiomycetes; Helotiales; Helotiaceae
Product: Metallo-dependent hydrolase
Exons: 2
Coding region: 1-1437 (478 amino acids)
Molecular function (GO): hydrolase activity, acting on carbon-nitrogen (but not peptide) bonds
Source: RefSeq, a predicted model, not a curated record
AUGUCGUCAGCAAGGUCAACCCUUUACACAAACGCAACAAUCCUCACAAUCAAUUCAUCACGGGACAUAAUCCUCGACGGAGCCAUUCUCGUCACUGGAAAUCGAAUCUCAGCAAUUGGCAAGACAACUCAACUUUCCGAAUCACCCCCUAAGGAUACCAAAGUCAUCUCGCUUGCAGGUCGCAUCAUUCUCCCUGGACUCAUCAAUACACAUUCUCACCUCGCUCAGUCCCUGUUGCGUGGUUUAGCAGAGGAUCUCCCUCUUCACUCCUGGCUAUGCGAUGCCGUAUGGCCUCUUGAAGCAUGCUACGAUGCCGAUGAUGGAUACGUGGCUGCUCGGUUGACGAUUGCAGAGAUGUUGAAGUCUGGGACAACCACCUUCCUAGAGAGCAUGCUGACCCAUCGAUCCGGGUUUGAAAACGUUGUGAGAGCUGUUAGUGAGAGUGGAAUUAGAAGUUGUCUUGGAAAAUUGGUGAAAUUCGAGGAAAGCAACAAGAAAUUAGGUAUCAAAGACCCUCGGGAUAAGGAUGUCGAUGCAAUGUCUAUUUCCUCAAUGCUUGCUGCGCACUCGAAACAUCAUGACUCCUGCAACGGCCGCUUGCAAGUCUGGGCAGCUGCUGGAACACCCCGUGGAUCUCCUCUCACAUCGCAUCGUGCUAUUGGCGAAGCCUGCAGAGAGCAUGACAUUGGACUUACGAUGCAUUGCGCUGAAGCUCCCAAAGAUCUCACCAUCUAUAGAGACAGUUACGACUGCACGCCAAUGGAGUUCUGUGAAGCAGCUAAACUCACGGGUCCGAAAACUGUACUCGCACACAUGGUUCAUCUUGAACUAGAUAAAGAUCUUCCGAUACUAGCGAAAACAGGCACGACAGUCGCACAUAACCCGAAUAGCAAUCUGAAACUUGCGUCUGGGAUUGCAAAGAUUCCCGAGAUGUUGGCAGCAAACGUAAAUGUCAGUCUUGGGACCGAUGGAGCUCCUUGCGGGAAUACAUACGAUAUGUUUCGCGAGAUGCAUCUUGCCGGUAUCCUUCAUAAGGGCGCCAAUCUUGAUGCUUCCAUAGUAGGCGCGGAAGAAGCUUUGGAAAUGGCAACUAUCAACGGCGCUAAAGCCCUUGGCUUGGAGAAUGAAAUUGGAAGUUUAGAAGUAGGAAAGAAGGCUGAUUUCGUGGGUUUGAAUCCUCAGAAGCUCCACACAGCUCCGUACAACGCAGAUCAGAUCUUGAAAGGCGGCAUGAGUCCUGUUACUACAGUAGUAUAUAGCUGCACUGGCGCAGAUGUGGAGCUUGUGGUUGUCGAUGGAGAUAUAUUGGUAGAAGCUGGAGAGCUGGUGAAGAUGAAUGAAAUGGUGAUCAGAGAAGCGGCUGAAAAAUCCAUUGAAGGUAUCCGAAGCAGAUCUGGGAUUAAAGCUGUGAAUAGGAAGGGGUGGAAAUAUAUAUAA